UUCACCCUCGAAAUCUCUUGCCAGUAAACUAAACGAAUUAUCAUGGAGUGCUCAUUCGCGCUGACGGGCAAGGGUUACGUCCUUAUGGCCUCGGAUACGACCGCCGCACGAUCUAUCGUGAAGAUGAAGGUCGACGAGGACAAGAUUAAGACGCUCACACCACAUUUGCUGAUGGCCUACUCUGGAGAGCCGGGCGACACCGUCCACUUCGCAGAAUACGUCGAACGCAACCUCCGUCUCUACCAAAUCCGCAACGUCUACCCCCUCCGCCCCCAAUCCGCCGCGUCCUGGGUCCGCCGCUCGCUCGCAGAGUCCCUCCGCUCCCGGCACCCGUACUCGGUCAACCUCCUCCUGGGAGGGUACGAUACCCAGGCGGGAGAGGAGGGCGAGCCGCAUUUGUAUUGGUUGGAUUAUCUGGGGACGAUGGCGAGUGUGCCGUUUGCGGCGCAUGGGUAUGGGAGUUACUUCGCGUUGAGUUUGUUGGAUAGGUAUCACAACCCUGACGGUACACUCGAGGAAGGACUCGACGUCCUCCGACGAGCGAUCGACGAGGUAGCGAAGAGGCUUGUCGUUUCGCCAGGGAGCUACAAAGUCAAGGUUGUUGACAAGGAUGGGAUUCGCGAGAUCACGCUGUAGAGUCCUGUGGGGGUGUAUCUUGGUCUUGCGCCCGCGAGGGCGGAGGACGUAGUGUUCUAGUAGUAUCGCGGUAGCCUCGAUGUCAAGCCUUUCUGUACUAAAUGCAUCGGAAAUUCUCUUCGUCU
Stereum hirsutum FP-91666 SS1 is the source of this 761-nucleotide messenger RNA. RefSeq names its product 20S proteasome subunit. The record is from RefSeq and is a predicted model, not a curated record. Gene Ontology annotation, cellular component: proteasome core complex, beta-subunit complex; cytosol; proteasome core complex. Gene Ontology annotation, biological process: proteasomal protein catabolic process. The transcript has 3 exons. NCBI's taxonomy places the organism in Eukaryota, Fungi, Basidiomycota, Agaricomycetes, Russulales, Stereaceae. The coding region runs from base 43 to 636 and encodes 197 amino acids. Gene Ontology annotation, molecular function: peptidase activity.